GAACGCGUCGGGAUUUCGGCACGGUCCGGCCCGUAAUGCACCAAUGACGUCUGGGGAAUUCCUCAAAAGCCGGCCAACUUCCCCCGCCAGCCGUUUCCUCGAGGAGUCGAGCAACACAGAUUCAUCGACUGACUCUGUAACUGUCGAGAUCUUCCGCUGCCUCCAACUCCAAACAGUGCGCCUUCUUCACAUACAACCCUCGAAUUCCUUUCCAUCCACACUCGCCGCAAUGUCCGGAGCAAGAGCCGUCGUCAAGACGCUGGACCACCUCGUGCUUACCUGCGCCAGCGUCCCGCGAACGGUCCAGUGGUACACCAAGCACCUCGGCAUGAAGGCGGAAACCUUCACGUCGCCCCUGGACCCGUCGGUCCAGAGACACGCCCUGAAGUUCGGCCCGCACAAGAUCAAUCUGCAUCAGCAGGGCAAGGAAUUCGAGCCCAAGGCCAAGACGGCGCUCCCGGGCACGGCGGACCUCUGUUUUCUGGUCGAGGACGGGACGGACCUCGAGGAGCUCAUCAGGGGCUUCCAGGGAGACGGGGUCCAGGUCCUCGAGGGCGAGAAGGUGGUUACACGGACGGGUGCCCGGGGCCCUAUUCAGAGCGUCUACGUCAGAGAUCCCGACGGAAACCUGAUCGAACUUUCUCACUACAAGUCCUGAGUGGUAUAGGGUGCCGGUUGGCUUUCAUGGUCACGGCAACAGAUAACACAUUUAGGCGGAGACACCCGUUGUAACAACUAGACGUUUCAAGAGUUUAAAAUGAAGAACAUGAAGAUCUGA
Molecule: messenger RNA, 778 nt
Organism: Colletotrichum destructivum
Lineage: Eukaryota; Fungi; Ascomycota; Sordariomycetes; Glomerellales; Glomerellaceae
Product: Putative glyoxalase/Bleomycin resistance protein/Dihydroxybiphenyl dioxygenase
Exons: 2
Coding region: 44-658 (204 amino acids)
Source: RefSeq, a predicted model, not a curated record